Molecule: messenger RNA, 2201 nt
Organism: Dioscorea cayenensis subsp. rotundata (Guinea yam)
Lineage: Eukaryota; Viridiplantae; Streptophyta; Magnoliopsida; Dioscoreales; Dioscoreaceae
Product: pentatricopeptide repeat-containing protein At5g66520-like
Exons: 4
Coding region: 18-1643 (541 amino acids)
Biological process (GO): RNA modification
Molecular function (GO): RNA binding; protein binding
Source: RefSeq, a predicted model, not a curated record
GAACCAAAGCGUGAGUGAUGUUCCCGCGAGCUAUGAAAUGCAUGAAAUCCGACAAGCGAACUCUAAUGCUCUUGGAUCGAUGCCAGCAUCUCCUUCUCACCAUCGCCCAAAUCCACCAUCUCCACGCCCGCCUCAUCGUCUCCGGCGCCAUCUCCGACCCUUAUGCCGCCGCCAAGCUCCUUGCCUUCUAUGCCAUCUCCGAAGACGGCGACCUCGCCCAUUCCCGUGCCGUAUUUGGCGCCCUCCGCCGUCCUACCGCCUUCGCCUGGAAUACUAUGAUCCGCGCGCACGCUGAUCGGAAACAACCCCUUGAUGCUCUCUAUCUUUGUAAGCACAUGCUCCGUUCCGGUUUCUCCCCCAAUAACUACACGUUCUCCUUCGUGCUCCGCGCUUGCGUUGAGCUCUCCUCCUUGUUUGACGGCCGGAAGUUUCAUACUCAGAUCUUGAAGCGUGGUUGGGAGUUGUAUGAUUUUGUUCUCAAUGGAUUGAUUCAUAUGUACGCAAGUUGCGGGUGUUUGGAUUCCGCUCGGCGCUUGUUUGAUUUGAGCACCAACAAGGAUGUGAUAUCUUGGACUGCGAUGGUUCACGGUUAUGCGAAAUCUGGGCGAAUUGAUGUUGCAAGGGAGUUGUUUGAUCGAAUGCCUGAGAGAAAUGAGGUUUCUUGGAGUUCCAUGAUUACUGCUUAUUCACAGAUUGGAAUGUUUAAGGAAGCGCUGGAGGUGUUCAAUGAGAUGCAGCUUGCUAGUGUGAAGCCGAAUCAAGCUGGAAUUGUUGGUGCUUUGUCUGCGUGUGGUUUUCUGGGGGCUUUGGAUCAGGGGAAGUGGAUACAUGUAUAUGUGGAGAGGAAUGGGAUGGUGCUGGACAGGAUUUUAGGGACUGCACUGAUAGAUAUGUAUGCCAAGUGUGGUUGCAUUGAGAAUGCAUUGAAAGUGUUUGAUGAGAUGCCGGAGAGAGAUGUUUUUGCCUACACAUCCAUGAUUUCAGGGUUAUCAAAUCAUGGUCACAGUGAGAAGGCGAUUGAAUUGUUUGAUAGCAUGGAAAAUGAAAGUGUUAGGCCGAAUGAGGUGACUUUCAUUUGUGUUCUCAGUGCUUGUGGUCGGAUGGGUCUGGUGGAUCGAGGAAGACAAAUUUUUGAUAGUAUGAAUAGAGUUUAUGGUAUUGAGCCGAGAGUGGAGCAUUAUGGAGGCUUUGUAGACCUUUUGAGCCGGGCGGGAUUGCUAGAGGAAGCGAGGAGGGUUGUCCUUGAGAUGCCUAUGGAACCUGACCCAUAUGUUUUGGGAGCCUUGUUAAAUGCUUGUAGGGUGCAUGGAGAGGUGGAAUUGGGCAAAGAAACUGUGGAAAGUCUAGUGAAACUUGGGAUUGAUCAUAGUGGUGUUCAUGUGCUUCUCUCAAACAUGCAUGCAUCAGCUGAUCAGUGGGAAGAUGUAUUGCAGGUGAGAAAGGGGAUGGAGGAGAAGAAGGUGAUGAAGGUGCCUGGAUGUAGCAUGAUUGAGAUAGAUGGUGUGGCUUGUGAGUUUGUUGCUGGAGAUCGGUCUCACAUGUGUAUGGAGGAGAUCAUGUCUGUAGUGGAAGCAACUGAUGUGCAACUCAAGUCCUCUGACUUUGAUGAUUGUAUGGUUGAAUCAGAAUUGGCCUAUGCCUGAGGUCUUGCAUACUCAAAGACGCACCAUUUUUCAUCUCGCUCUUCAUCUCAGCGUCAAGAGAUUCAAGAAACCUGCAAGUUCUUGAAUGAAUGGUUGCAUUCCUUGCCUUAAAUGAUUCAUACUCCCAUAAGCGAUAGUCUCCAAUCCUUUCAUGGCUGCUUGUCCGUUAAGCACAAGUCUCUCAGAAGGGAGCAGUCCGGAGGGAGAGAAUAUGAUAAUCGUUGCUUCCAAGAGUGGACAGUGGAGCCGUCAAGAUGAAGGAUUGAAGUGUGUGUUUGUUGGAGUGGCCCAUGGUUGAUGAGAGCUCUCUGGACCCUAAUCAUAAGCUGAGGAGUGGCAGAGUGCUGCAGGCCUUGCAGCAGAUCUUUUUAUUUUAUUUUGACUUUCAACUGAAGCAAAAAGAUUCUUGGAACAUCUCAGAAGUACAACAAGCAAUCAGUUACAAACUUUUCCUCCAAAAACCAAAUUGCAGAUAUAUUCAUAGUGUCACUAAGCAAAGAUCUUGCUGUGAAAUACGUACCAGAGAUCAUGAGCUUGAGCUGUUGAGGGGUUGUAUGA